Molecule: messenger RNA, 727 nt
Organism: Cicer arietinum (chickpea)
Lineage: Eukaryota; Viridiplantae; Streptophyta; Magnoliopsida; Fabales; Fabaceae
Source: RefSeq, a predicted model, not a curated record
UCUCUCAUCUCUUCCUCAUUUACCUUUCCGUCUUCUUCACUUCUCAUUUUUGUGUUCCUCGAGCUCCUGCUUUAUAUUAGUUGAAGACUUUUGCCAAAUCUCUUUCAUUUUUCAAAUGCCUAAAGCUGCUAUGAUAAUUGCGAGACCCGAGGAUGUUGAGGUACAACAGGAAUUGAAGGAUGAACGCUCAAUCGAUGAGCUACUCUCAUUUAUAAAUGGUCAAGAUGGGGAUACCAAAAGAACUACAACAAAAAAGAAUAAAAAGAAGAAGAGGCGAAAAAAACAAAAUGAAAAAACUCCCUACCAAGAAAAUGCAAUCGAACUUCAUAAUAAGGAGUCAAUUCCUAAUCAUUCUCCACAUCAAAAUGACAAUUUUGACAAUGCCUUAGACGCCUCUUCAAGUACACACUCAGAGAUUCAAGAUCUUACUGAUGCUGAUUUAGAUCCUUCAUUGAUGGAGAAAAUUGACAGGGAAGUUGAAGACUUCGAGCGAAUAUUAAAUUUAGAUUGGCGUGAAAGAAUAAAAAUGGUACCUUCGAACCAAAACUAAAAAUUUAUUACCAAUUUUUAUUUAUAGAAAUUAAAUUGUUUAAUUCGCUGGAUUUUUAAUUUUUUUUUUGUGAACUUCAUGUGAGUAAUAUGUUUAAAUCCUGAAGCAUACAACUCAAAUGUAGAACUUUUCUAUUUCUAAAUCACAUGCAAAGGUGACUUGGUACAUUAUCUACUA